AUGAUGAUGGUGGUGGUAAUGCUGUUGGUCUCGAAGGUGUUGGCCCAGGGCGAUUUUGCAAUGCUUGAUCCCGAUGUGGCUGCUGUGGCUGAAGAUCCUGCGUUUAAUCCGUAUCAUGAGAAUGUACAAAUGGUGGAGACCGACGCGAAAGUUCGGGACAUUGAGAAAUUCGAUUUUGAUCCGUCGGAAGGUCUGACGUUUUACGUGACGGGCAAAAGUCGUGCAUGUUUUUACCAAGAAACCAAAGAGAAAGAGGAUGAAUUGAGUGGGGCUUAUAUAGUGAGCUCUGCUGAUUCUCAUGUUGACUUGGAGGUGAAGAAUCCAGAGAAAGUGACGAUUUAUCGUCAAUUGGGGGACGCAGAGGGACAGUAUCUUGUCAAACCCACACAAGCAGGAGUGUAUGAAUUGUGCUUUAUUAAUCCAGAUUCGGACAGUAAAGUGGUGACACAUGUGACUAAAACGCUCCAGUCACAGCAUCCUGUUGAAAAAGAACAUGUGAGUGUGUUGGCCAAGUAUGCGUCACACUUAGAUGUGCGUCUCGGUGAGCUAGAGUCUGAGCAGAGAUUGCAGCUGAUUCGGACAGACAGGCAUAUCCUCGUGGAGGAGGAAAUGAACAAGCGCGUCAUGUUCUACGGAGCACUGGAGUGCAUCAUCUACCUCCUAGUGUGUUUCUACCAGGUGUAUUACAUUAAGGGCUUGCUUGACAACCCGCAGAAAGCGCGGUCCUGGGUGUGA
This is a messenger RNA of Peronospora farinosa, 735 nucleotides long. Lineage: Eukaryota; Oomycota; Peronosporomycetes; Peronosporales; Peronosporaceae. The record is from the annotation of a GenBank genome assembly.